Messenger RNA from Triticum urartu, 2106 nucleotides. Its product is annotated as protein HOTHEAD-like. Gene Ontology annotation, molecular function: flavin adenine dinucleotide binding; oxidoreductase activity, acting on CH-OH group of donors. The record is from RefSeq and is a predicted model, not a curated record. NCBI's taxonomy places the organism in Eukaryota, Viridiplantae, Streptophyta, Magnoliopsida, Poales, Poaceae.
GGGUCAAGUCCGGCGGGCGACCUUGGAGAGCUCCACAGCGAGCUGGAAGGAAGUAGUGGACAGCUAGAGGCGUAGAGCCAGCCACCACCGUCGACCGGCACCAAUCCACGGUUUAGCCUGGCAGGUGCUUCUCAGGUUCCAUGGCUUCCAGCAGCAAGGGAGCGGCGGCGUCCUCGCUCUGCAUCAAGCUCGUGGCCUGCCUCUGCUUCCUCGGAUUAUCCCAAGGCAGGGGCACGGCCAAGCCGCCAUUCACGCUGAGGAACCUCCCUCCCCUCGAGAAGGCGAGCAGCUUCCCCGCGAUGCGCCACGACAGCUACGACUACAUUGUCGUCGGCGGGGGCACCGCCGGCUGCCCCCUGGCGGCGACAUUGUCGCUCAAGUACAAGGUGCUCGUGCUGGAGAGGGGCGGGUCCCCUUACGGCAACCGCAACGUCUCCUACAUGGAGAACUUCCACAUUGGCCUGAGCAACACGGCGCCGGACUCUUCGUCGCAGGCCUUCGUCUCCACCGACGGCGUCAUCAACGCCCGGGCAAGGGUGCUCGGCGGCGGCACCUGCAUCAAUGCUGGCUUCUACAGCCGAGCCAGCUCAAGCUUCGUGCAGGAUGUUGGCUGGGAAGAAGACCUGGUGAAUGAGUCCUACCCUUGGGUAGAGGAUAAGGUUGUCCAGUGGCCUAAGAUCGCGCCUUGGCAGGCUGCACUGCGGGAUGGGCUUGUUGAAGCAGGUGUAUCCCCUUUCAAUGGGUACACCUAUGACCAUGUUUCUGGGACCAAGGUUGGCGGCACCAUCUUCGACGCAAAUGGCCACCGCCACACAGCAGCCGACUUGCUCGCAGCUGGAGACCGUAACAACCUGAGGGUCCUGCUUCAUGCUAGUGUGCACAAGAUAGUGUUCGACUCGCAACAAGGACGACUGAGACCAAGGGCUAUCGGGGUACAAUUUGCUGAUGAGGACGGGAGACUCCACCAGGCACUCCUCAACAACAACAGAGAUAGCGAAAUUAUCAUCUCUUCUGGUGCAAUUGGCAGCCCCCAGCUGCUACUCCUCAGUGGGAUUGGGCCAAAGAAUGAUCUUAAGAAUCAUAACAUUCCUGUUGUUCUCCACAACAAGUAUGUGGGGAAAGGGAUGGCUGACAACCCCAUGAACUCCAUCUUCAUACCUACGAAAAGCCCCCCACGGCAGUCACUGAUUGAGACUGUCGGGAUAACUGAAGCCGGUGUGUUCAUCGAGGCUAGCAGUGGUUUUGGCCAGUCAGAAGAUAGCAUCCACUGCCACCACGGAAUCAUGUCUGCUGAGAUUGGACAGCUGUCCACAGUUCCUCCGAAGCAAAGAAGCCUGGAACUAGCCAGGGAGUAUGCACAUAACAAACUUAGUCUACCCAAAGAGGUGUUCCAGGGUGGCUUUAUCCUUGAGAAGAUCGAUGGUCCACUGUCUACAGGCCAUCUUGUCCUUGCAGACACUGAUGUCAAGAACAACCCGGCGGUUACUUUCAACUAUUUCAGCCAUCCACAAGAUCUCAGUCGUUGUGUCUAUGGCAUCAAGACCAUUGAGAAAAUAUUGAAGACAAACAGUUUCGCUCAUCUGACUCCUGAUGAUGAUGCUGGAUAUGAAAUAGAAAGGGUGCUCAACAUGAGCGUGCGGGCUAACGUGAAUCUGAUACCCAAGCAUACCAAUACCACAGAAUCCCUGGAGCAAUUUUGCAAGGACACGGUAAUCACCAUCUGGCACUACCAUGGUGGGUGUCAUGUAGGGAAGGUGGUCGACCAGCAGCACCGAGUGCUUGGAGUCUCAGGGCUCCGGGUUGUUGAUGGCUCAACGUUCUCUAGGUCACCAGGGACCAACCCUCAAGCCACGGUCAUGAUGAUGGGCAGGUACUUUGGAGUGAAGAUCUUAAGGCAGCGGCUAGGACGAGCAGCUGGAGUGUAGUAGAUUCCUGAACACCUGCCUUUUAUGAUGUGUGUGUGACCUAGAAAAGAAAUCACUAAUUUUUGCUGGGAUCCAGUGUGAAUCACCAAUGUAAGACAUUCUAGGAGUUUCAUCUGUACCCAUUAACUAUUUGUCACGUACGAUAUUGCCCAUUAAAUUGUUUAUCAACUCAUCUUUCUUC